GAGCCCGGCCCGCGGGAGCGGCUGGGCGGGCUCGGGGCAGGGCAGCGGUGGCGGGAGGGCGGUGGAGCCAUCCUGCCCCGCACCGAGACGGGGAAGGGCGGAGAGCGCCUGCCUCGCUGCUGCUCGCUGCGGAAUAAACGCCUCUGUGCCCGGCUCGUCUCUGCUCUGCUGCGGGGGCUCGGGGCGGCACCGAGGGCAGCCGGGGACGGCUCUGCUCGAGGCCGGGGAGCAGAGGGGGACGAGCGGCCACGGGGGGGUUUAAACCACCUGUCCUUUGACCCCCCCAGCACUGAGUCCCUGGGGCUGGGCAGCGCUGCUGGCCCGCAGGUGUCAAACAGCCCAGCUGAGGAUGGCAGUGACCCAGGAAAGAGGAAGAGGAGCAGCAUUCCCCCAGAUGGUGGCAGAAAUCUGAGCCUGGACUCCAUUCCGAUGGGAUUGCCAAUGUCCGACCCGAGUGCCUGGGCCACCGCCAUGAACAACCUGGGCAUGGCUCCCAUGGGCAUGACAGGACAGCCCCUCCUGCCUGAUUUUGAUCCUGCUCUUGGAAUGAUGACUGGAAUCCCUCCGAUCAACCCCAUGAUGCCAGGUCUGGGGAUUGUCCCACCUCCCAUCCCUCCGGACAUGCCAGCCGUGAAGGAGAUCAUCCACUGCAAGAGCUGCACUCUCUUCCCACCUAAUCCACAUCUUCCCCCUCCAGCCACGAGAGAGAGGCCUCCAGGGUGCAAGACGGUGUUUGUUGGAGGCCUGCCAGAAAAUGGGACGGAGCAGAUCAUCAUGGAGGUGUUUGAGCAGUGUGGGGAGGUCAUAGCUAUCCGCAAGAGCAAGAAGAACUUCUGCCACAUCCGCUUUGCUGAGGAGUUCAUGGUGGACAAGGCACUUUACUUGUCUGGGUACCGCAUCCGGCUGGGCUCCAGCACGGACAAGAAGGACACGGGGCGGCUGCACGUGGACUUUGCGCAGGCGCGGGACGACCUGUACGAGUGGGAGUGCAAGCAGCGCAUGCUGGCGCGCGAGGAGCGGCACCGGCGCCGCCUGGCUGAGGAGCGCUUCCGCCCGCCCUCGCCGCCCCCCGUCGUGCACUACUCUGACCACGAGUGCAGCGUGGUGGCCGAGAAGCUCAAAGAUGACACCAAGUUCUCAGAAGCCAUCCAGACCUUGCUAACCUGGAUAGAACGUGGGGAAGUGAACAGGAGAACUGCCAACAACUUCUACUCCAUGAUCCAGUCGGCCAACAGCCACAUCCGCAGGCUCGUCAAUGAGAAGGCAGCUCAUGAGAAGGAGAUGGAAGAAGCUAAAGAGAAGUUCAAACUGGCUCUAUCAGGGAUCCUGGUGCAGUUCGAGCAGAUAGUGGCCGUGUACCAUUCUGCCUCCAAACAAAAGGCUUGGGACCAUUUCACGAAAGCUCAGCGUAAGAACAUCAGCGUGUGGUGCAAACAAGCAGAGGAGAUCCGUAACAUCCACAAUGAUGAGCUGAUGGGCAUUCGGAGAGAGGAGGAGAUGGAAAUGUCUGAUGAAGAAAUAGAAGAUCCAUCAGAGAUGAAAGAAACGGAAGAGUCAGCGCUGGUGUCACAGGUGGAGGCGCUGAAGGAGGAGAACGACAGCCUGCGCUGGCAGCUGGACGCCUAUCGCAACGAGGUGGAGCUGCUCAAGCAGGAGCAGGGCAAGGCCUCCAGGGACGAGGACACCACCAAGGAGCAGCAGAUGAAGCUCCUCCAGCAGGCUCUGCAGGGCAUGCAGAAGCAUCUUUUGAAAGUCCAAGAGGAGUACAAAAAGAGAGAAGCUGAAUUGGAAAAAGUGAAAGAAGACAAACUGAAAAUAGAAACGUUACUAGAAAACCUGAAGGAGCAGGAGCACGUUUUGAUCUGCCCUCCACAAAACCCUUUGGAACUGGAAGUUUUUCAGAGCAUGGCAGAUGAAGAGGACAAGGAGGGAGAUGCAGCUGACUGCCAAGGGAAUGAGAGCAGCAUGUCAAGAGUUUGUGCCUGCAGCCAGGAGAAGGAAUGUCCAGUGGAGAAGACCUUGAGCAACAGCCCUGUGAAAUCUGAACGAGAAGUUCUCUUAGUUGGGAUAAUUUCAACAUUUCUCCACGUGCAUCCUUUUGGAGCCAGCAUUGAGUACAUCUGCUCCUACCUGCAGCGCCUGGACAGCAAGAUCUGCACGGCGGAGGUGGAAGUUCUCAUGACACGCCUGCAGAACACGUUCCGGCAGGAGCUGAGUGGGGUUGGGGCCAGCCUGGAGAAGAGGUGGAAGUUUUGUGGCUUUGAUGGGUUGAAAAUGACUUGAGCUUUGACUUAAUGCUGGAAACAGCAGGAUAUGGAUGCUGAGAAAACCCAGGAUGCUCCUCCCUCUGUUCCUGACGAUUCCCUCACAUGACAGCCUCGGGGUACAAAGUGUAAAAGUGAAACCAAGUCCAGAGCAGCACUGGAAGAGCCUCGAAGUUCUGCAGCUCCUUUGAUCAGUUAUUUGUUAAUGGGCAAGCGCUGUUCAAUGUGUUUGGGGAAAAAAGCUCCUGCCUGACCCUUUGAA
Messenger RNA from Prinia subflava (tawny-flanked prinia), 2526 nucleotides. RefSeq names its product ecto-NOX disulfide-thiol exchanger 2 (gene ENOX2). The transcript is spliced from 16 exons. Lineage: Eukaryota; Metazoa; Chordata; Aves; Passeriformes; Cisticolidae. The record is from RefSeq and is a predicted model, not a curated record. Gene Ontology annotation, molecular function: oxidoreductase activity; RNA binding. The coding region runs from base 430 to 2283 and encodes 617 amino acids. Gene Ontology annotation, cellular component: plasma membrane; external side of plasma membrane. Gene Ontology annotation, biological process: ultradian rhythm.